This is a messenger RNA of Anopheles funestus (African malaria mosquito), 1324 nucleotides long. Its product is annotated as cytoplasmic dynein 1 light intermediate chain 1-like. Gene Ontology annotation, biological process: microtubule cytoskeleton organization; microtubule-based movement. The record is from RefSeq and is a predicted model, not a curated record. Lineage: Eukaryota; Metazoa; Arthropoda; Insecta; Diptera; Culicidae. The transcript has a single exon. Bases 240 to 1136 code for a protein of 298 amino acids. Gene Ontology annotation, molecular function: dynein heavy chain binding. Gene Ontology annotation, cellular component: cytoplasmic dynein complex; centrosome.
GCGCAGGUAGGUAAAAAUCAUUUGAAAUUCAAGUGUUACAAAGUAGGUAAUUGGAAAAUCCGAUUCACAAGGAAACCCUACACCAUCGUUGCCUACAACUCUCAAAGUUGUUGGGAAACAAUCGUAUGUUUCCUCGAUCGCGCCCAGGCGAUCCGAAUUUUACAGAUUUCUAAUCCUAAUUUGCACUGCUCCAAAUUUUACAGAGAGAUCCUAAUUGCACAGAAUCCCCGACUCCCCGAAUGACCGACUCUAUCUUGAGGAAUCCGCCGAGGAACAAAUCGGUACUGGUGCUGGGUGAUAAUGCGAGCGGCAAAACUUCCCUCAUCGCCAAACUGCAUGGCGUUAGGGUUCCAUACCACGCAUUCGGUAUCGAGUAUGCCUACAUCAACGUGCCGGACAAACAACAAGAUGAUGUCGCGCGUCUGGAUGUUUGGAUUCUAGAUGGCGAUCCAGUAUACAAAAAACGGCUCAUAUUUGCUCUAGACGAUCGAAACUUCUCAGACACGCUUGUCAUACUUACCAUCUCGAUGGCAACACCCUGGAUGUGGAUGGAUCAGCUGCAGCACUGGAUGAAGAUACUGACCGAACACGUCGCAACGCUAAAGAUAGCACCAGAGGAAAAAUAUCGAUGUCAGCUACGCUUAACAACGGCUUGGCAGAAUUACUGGCAAACGAUCGAUACCGGUUCACCAACCAGGGGUAAGUUUAACGCAAUACCGUUGCCGAAAGGUGUCCUUACGAACAAUCUAGGCCUUGAUGUGAUCAUCGUCGUUACCAAGACCGAUUACAUGAUAGCGCUUGACAAGGAGUACGACUUUCGGAGUGAGCAUUUUGCCUUCAUGCAGCAAAGUAUACGACGGUUUUGUUUAAUGUACGGAGCCUCACUUUUCUACACCAGUGCGAAGGAGGGCAAGAACUGCGAUCUACUGUACCAAUACCUUAUGCAUCGGAUGCAUGGUUUACCAUUUCGCACGUCCGCCCAGAUCGUUGAGAAGGAUGAGAUGCUAAUACCGGCAGGUUGGGACAAUACGAAUAAAAUCGCCAAACUGUCCAUGAAACUGUACACAAUUAAACCGAACGAUUACUACAACGACAUAAUCACUAAACCGUCUUGGAGUAGUGUUGUUAAAAAAUAAAUCGUGAGGACGAAACUCAAACGGAGAACAACCAAGCAUUAUUUGCGUCUCAUUGGAAUCAGUUCAGAUUGCAGCUUAACAGCUCCAAAAAAUUUCCCAGAUGCCGCGACUGUUCAGGACACACCAACGAAAAGCGCUAAAAAUAUAUCAGACAACUUCAUUUCCCUUCGACACAAGUAAUCGCAUUC